Molecule: messenger RNA, 3660 nt
Organism: Patiria miniata (bat star)
Lineage: Eukaryota; Metazoa; Echinodermata; Asteroidea; Valvatida; Asterinidae
Product: cyclin-dependent-like kinase 5
Exons: 6
Coding region: 81-995 (304 amino acids)
Biological process (GO): protein phosphorylation; neuron apoptotic process; synaptic vesicle transport
Cellular component (GO): cytoplasm; nucleus
Molecular function (GO): cyclin-dependent protein serine/threonine kinase activity; ATP binding
Source: RefSeq, a predicted model, not a curated record
UGCAUGCUCGCGCCGAUGAGCUGUCAAAAAGCGAAGUGUAAACUCACUGACGGCCGGAGUCGUGCAAAAAAAUAAACAAAAUGCAGAAAUUUGAGCGAUUAGAGAAAAUCGGAGAAGGAACAUAUGGCACAGUUUUCAAGGCUAAAAAUAAGGAAACCCAAGAAAUUGUGGCACUGAAGAGAGUGAGACUGGAUGAUGAUGAUGAGGGUGUGCCAAGUUCAGCCCUCCGAGAGAUUUGCCUCCUGAAAGAACUCAAGCACAGAAACAUUGUGCACUUGCAUGACGUCUUACAUUGCAAUCGGCGGCUCACAUUAGUUUUUGAGUGCUGUGACCAGGACCUCAAGAAGUACUUUGAUGCCUGCAAUGGAGAAAUUGACCCAGAUGUUGUCAAGUCUUUCAUGUUCCAGUUGUUGAGAGGUUUGGCAUUUUGUCACAGUCAGAACAUACUCCACAGGGAUCUCAAGCCGCAGAAUCUUCUCAUAAAUAAGAAUGGUGAAUUGAAACUGGCUGAUUUUGGUCUAGCGAGGGCGUUUGGCAUUCCAGUGAGGUGUUUCUCUGCAGAAGUCGUAACCUUGUGGUAUAGGCCCCCUGAUGUGCUGUUUGGUGCUCGGAUAUACACAACUUCUAUUGACAUGUGGUCAGCAGGGUGCAUAUUUGCUGAGAUGGCAAAUGCUGGCAGGCCACUCUUUCCAGGCAAUGAUGUGGAUGAUCAACUGAAGAGAAUCUUCAAACUCCUAGGGACACCUACAGAGGAAACAUGGCCUGGUAUCUCAAAGCUACCAGACUUCAAGGUAAAUGAGGCUGUUUUCAUGUGUGUGUCCUCACGCUUUCAUUCUCUGCCUGAGGCAAUGGCACUGACACCUUAUGGACCAAUUAUGGAGAUUGUUCACAUGACCCUUCCUUUUCCACCAACUUAUGUAAUACUAACUCCCUUGUGGCGUUUUUGCUGGGAUGUAGCCUCAAUCUUGCAAAAUCCUUCAAAUGCCUCCAUGUAACAAUGACAUUCAGCCUCAAUCCUGUAAAAUCCUCAGUUAUUUCUUGAAGUUGGUCUUUGGAGGGGUGACCACUGCCUCCAAUCCUGCAAAAUCCUCCAGCUAUCACUGUCAACAUGUCAAGGCAGAGCCGAGACAUCUUGGAGCAGUGCAGAGGGUUGCAAGUAUAACAAAGGCCUAAAUGUAUGCAUGGCUGGGCACAAACAACACAAGACCUUGACACAGUGCAUCCUCCGAAAUCAGCAACACACUUUUUCCAUGUACUCUCAAUCUGGAAAAAUCCUGUAUUUUUGCAAAGAGGAUUUUGGAGGAUUUUGGAAGGUUAGGGUUAAUAGUGUGAUUUUCUACUGUUACAGCCCUACCCUAUUUGCCAUGCCAGUACGCCCCUCUCCACAGUUGUUCCGGGUCUCUCAGCCAAAGGUCGUGACCUGUUGCAGCGGCUGUUGGUGUGUAACCCAUCACUUCGUUUGUCUGCCGAGGAGGGUCUUAUCCAUAGUUACUUUGCUGACCUCAAUCCUGCACUGAAGGCAAUGUAAACAAACAAUUGUAACAACAGUCACUUGUUUCAUUACAUGUAUAUAAUUAUGACUUCAAGCUUUGCAUGGUGGAUGUGAUAAAGUGGAAAGAUUGUGGGUAACACCAUGAGGAAAGUAAUCUCUUCUGGGAAGAACUGUGGUGUUGAGAAGAACUGGUUGGUUGAGGACGGACAGAACACACUGUCCGAAACGUCGAGUUCUACACUCAACCAACCGGUUCGUUUCAGAACCACACUUCUUCCAAGAAGAGAUUACUUUCCACAUGGUGUUACCCGCAACCUUUCUACUUUGUUUCAUUAUGAUGGCUUUGCAACUAUAUUUCCAUGAUUUCGUUUGUUUACAAGUACAGUGCAGCGUUCAAAUGUUAGAAACUUAAAACUAUUCUGUCACAUGGAUGUGAAAAUGAUACGUACCAUCGACCAUGCUUCCGAACUCUGUCAGUGUGAAAAUAAAUGCUCAGCAUCAGUUGCUGUUGACUUUUUACUGUUAGCUAGUUGGCCCGACAUUGGUAGUCUUGCCAUUAAAGUGUUUUACAUGUAUGUUGGCUCUCACAAUGUAGUCAAAUAGUGCCCUCUGUAGUUCAUGUGAAGAACCAAAAGAAUUCCUGACUUCCUUGGAAGAAUGAAACAAUGCUGUAGCAUAUACAUGUAUAAAGAUGCUUCACUCUAUGUGAUCUCAACUCAAAUUCUAUAAAGUUGAAGCUACAGUCCAUCAUUUGCAGCUAUCCAAAAGUAACUGACGUAAUUAUUGAAAAAAAAAAACUUGGUUGAAAGAUAGUAGGGGGACUAAACUCUCUGUGAAAUUAUUCUUUCUGACAAGCUGUUGUUUUGAAGAAAUCAACGAAAGAAGGCCUUUCCAGAGGUGCGUCUAAAGACGCACUGUUGGAAAUUUCUUUUAGUGGCACAUGCGCACGCGGUUGCUGUACUUUGUCAGAUUGGUGCGCAACAUCGUAUAGCUGCAAUCGGCUCAGUAAGAACGGUCUCAAAUGCUGAAUUCAGGCCCAAUUCAAAACAUGAUUCAGCAACUUUUGAUUUGAAAUUGAGAUCCUAGAAUGGUGUUUUUUUCUUGAAAUAUACAGCUGAACCUGAGCUGAAACUGCUCAGCACCCCUCUUUAGAUUUUGAGCUCGUUUGUUGCUUCAAACAAAAUGCACAAGUUACAAAUGAUGGACUGUACCUUUAAAACAAAUUAAUUACAAAUACACGUAGUGUGUAAAAACAGAAUUACAUACAUUGUUGACACGUCAUACAUGUUGAAAAAUGUUUGUACUUCAUGUAUUUUGUUGUAUUUUAAUGAAAGUGUUUUGUCCAGUAUUAUUUGUGUCAGUUCAGGAUUGCCACUAUGUUUAAAUUUUUCCCAUCUUAAAAAUAAGUGCAAUAUUUUAUGUUUUUAGACUAGGCAAAAGUGAAACUUGAUUGCACUGAACAUUUAGAAAUACUAGUACAGAGCAUAUAGUUGAUUAAGGAAUCAACAAGGGACGUUUUGAUAAAUUCUUAAGCCUUCAAGUAUGUUUCUAGACCAUUGACAACUGGCACUCGCGCGUUCACAUUAUGUACGCGUGCAUGCCCAUUAUCAAUGGUCUGGAAAUAAGCCACUAGAUCUACUUAGAAGCGUAGUUGGUUUUUUUGAAUGAGAAAUGUAUCGAACUGCAGAAUGGUGUACAACAAAUGUACAAAGACAUUGGCUGCACACUAUCUAUGGCUGUACAGUACCAAUGUUUAUUAAUGCUUUCAUUGGCCCAAUGUGUGUCCAUGUAUUAUGAAUCUUAACAGCGAAGAAAACAGGCCCUACAUAAUUAACCUGUUUGUUGAUAAAGUGUUGGGAUAAAAGGGAGGGGGGUAAAAUGGGGGAUGCAAAGAAAAAACUUGGGGAGGGGGCAGCAACCCUAUAGUGUCACCACUGGAAGCAGAACUUGCCAAAAGAAGUUAACGUCACUGUCUACUUGUACGGCCAUUUUGAUGAUGCACAUUAUAUGGUCACAGUUGUAACAGUUAAGCAUUAUGGGAUGUUUUAGCUGAGAUCUUAUUUACAUUGUAGAAUGUAGAACGUGUUUGUUAUUUUUUUUUUUUAAUGGGGAAAAAUAAGUACAUGUACAAUAAACUAUGUCACACCGAGCACUGAGAGUAAAAAGUC